Messenger RNA from Hippocampus zosterae (dwarf seahorse), 1684 nucleotides. RefSeq names its product E3 ubiquitin-protein ligase NHLRC1-like. Gene Ontology annotation, biological process: protein polyubiquitination; negative regulation of translation; proteasome-mediated ubiquitin-dependent protein catabolic process. The record is from RefSeq and is a predicted model, not a curated record. The transcript is spliced from 2 exons. Lineage: Eukaryota; Metazoa; Chordata; Actinopteri; Syngnathiformes; Syngnathidae. Gene Ontology annotation, molecular function: translation repressor activity; ubiquitin protein ligase activity; protein binding. Bases 141 to 1373 code for a protein of 410 amino acids.
ACGCCUCCUUUGCAAGAAAAUGUGACUUUGCGGUGAAGGGCAAAAGGCUUGUGGGAUUGUGAAGUGGAUUCACAUGGUGACGUUGGAAUUUGGAGUCUCCUGGGAAGCGUGUGAAGGAUAAGUAACAUCCGUGUGCAGCCAUGGAGCGCAGCUGCCCUCAGCGCGAUGGCGUUCCGAGACCAAGAGGCACAUUGAAAGAGAUCCGGGUCAACUUGCUUGAGUGUAAAGUCUGCUUCGAGAAGUUCAACGCUCAGCGGGCCGUGCGAAGGCCGCAGAACCUGUCGUGCGGUCACGUACUGUGUGCGGAAUGUGUGGGGGCGCUGUCCCGCCCUCUCCUGAGGAAGCUGGAGUGCCCCUUCUGUCGGCAGCUGUGCCCUGUUGACGUCAUCUCCCACUGCCAGCCUCUUUGUGACCUGCAGGAGUUGCUCUCAUCCAGUCCUCCCUCUUCUUGCAUGGAGAAAAAUGAUGAAGAAGAAGCCCCAAGUGUGAGUGGCACAGCCUUUCACUUGUGUUUGACUUUUGGCGGGUGGGGGACGCUUAUCAACCCUACUGGAGUGGCGGUGAUGCAGUCCUCGGGGACUGUGUUUGUGGUGCAUGAAGAUGAGAAGAGCGUGAUGGUAUUCACUUCUCAGGGGAAGAAGCGGCACGCUUUUGGGCAAAGAGGACACGCCGGCGAGGAAGUUUGUUACCCAGUGGAUGUGGCAGUGACCCCCUGCGGUCAUGUGGUGGUGACUGACGCGGGAGAUAAGGCCGUCAAGGUUUUCACAUCUAGGGGGAACCAUGUGAUCACGAUCAAGGCCGGCUUCCGAAUGCCGUGGGGGGUGGAUACCGACAGUGGCGGGCGCAUCCUGGUGUCGGACGUCCAGGCGGGAACACUGUCCCGCUUUAAGGUGGACUACAAACAUGGUGUCAUGCUGGAGGAAGGAGUGGUGGCUUCACACCUGGAGAAUCCUAAAGCCGUGGCCUGCUGCAGGACCAGCGGUCACAUGGCGGUGAUAGAGCACGUGACCGAGGACAUAGGCUCCUCAAGGAAGCAACGUUACUCCAGACUAACUGUGUUCACUCAUGACCUCCACAUCCUCUAUCAGACCGACAAUUUAAGUCUGAACCUGAAGGCCUCUGUUACAAUAAACAUGUCCGCUGUGACGUUUGACAGAAAGGGACACCCGCUUGUGGUCGACUCACUUCAAGGGAUGAUUUGGACUUUUGGGGGCGUGCAAAGCGGUGCUGUCCUCACUCCUCUUGUGGCAGAGAACCUCAUUCGACCUGUUGCACUGGUGCCACUUAACAACACUCUUAUCAUUGUGGACGCGGGAGACCACGCAGUCAAGAUCUACUCUGGUCAGAAGCUGGACUGUGUAGUUAAUUUGUAAUAUUAUGUUAUUCUUCCACCGAUGGAUAGAGAGACAAAGCAAUAUUCACACAUAUAUACAGUAUGUGUAUUGAAAGGAUUGUACAACCAGUGGAGGCUCAUGCAUUUGAUUUGUGGGCUUUCAGUCGGGGACUUUCCACUUCAUAAUAACACCAUCAUGUCCCAAUUAUAGAAACCAUCAAUACAAUUAGAAAAAAAAUAGCAAAUAGCAGCAUGCAACUGUAUCCUGUACAUUGUUUGAAGCAGUCAGAAUCAAUAUUUAAGUAAUGGCAUGACAGAAAGAAGCUAUUUUAAUAAAAUACGUCUUAUUCA